AUGAUGCAUGUGAACAUUCAUAACUCGCGAAAACUAGACACACACAAAGCAAUAACGAGUAUACUAACAUUUGGUUUUAUCAUUACAAUUUUACUGGAUGUAUUUUAUUACUCUCCAUCGAUAACAUUCUUCACUGAAUUACCGAUUACCAUCGAUGGAAUACUUCAACGUUUACUAUUCAUUUCUUCUCUUAUCAUACUUAUAACGGUCUUAGCCGUUAAAAGUCAGCACGGUUCACAUGUAGCUUACUUCGCAUUUCAAAAGUUUGUUGAAUUGAUCCCACUCCUAAUUGAUCUCGUCACUCUAUUAUCUACAUAUCAAUACAGCACGAAAAGUCCAUCGAAGCUUGUUCAUCUUUCUCUCAUUCUUACUCUUAUUCGCUUGACCUUUAGUUUCCAUAUCAUGCAUAAGAAAUGCAAACAUCAACAAACAAAAUACUUAGUCAUAAUUAUUGAUAUAUCCCUAUUCAUUUUGAUUAACACGACGCUUCUGCAAAUGACACCAUCAAAUGUGAUUCGUUUCGGGCAAAAAAUAUUUCUAUGCUUCGUAAUUAUUCAACUGCAUAUUUUAUUUUCGCAUCCAGAUUUCUGGAGUAUAUUCAACAAAACUAAUGCGAAGCGUGUUCCAUCCACAUCUCAACGCUCGAAGGUGAUCCAAGCAUUUUCUGUCGCUGUUUGUCUAAUAACGUAUUUUGUUGUUUGGUGGGAUAUAUACGAAAAUAUUUCAACUCUAACGCAAUGUGGAGUUUUCUACUUCCGAAUUGACUUUGCGACUGCAACGUGCGCGGCAUCGCCGAAAUCUAAGAGUGCAGCUGGUUCUCAAGUGAAAACAUCCAACCCAACUUCAUCGACAAAUCCGAUGUCUCUAACUAUUGGUAGAGGAUUGAUUGAAGUUGAAAAAGGAGAUAUUAAACAACAAUCAGUAGAUGUCAUUGUUGGAACUUUGUCAUCGGACAAACUUCGACAAGCGUUGCUACACGCAGCUGGAGAUCAGGCUAACGAUGUUUACAAUAAAGAACGUUUAAAAAAUCCAACUUCAUUGAUUAUCUCGACUCCUGCCGGUCAUCUACCAUGUAAACGAAUAUUUUUUCUCAAAUGGCAACCAAAUAGUGAUGACAAACUUCUUCGACAAUCCAUCGUUGAUCUCAUGUAUAACGUUGUGCAAAAUGUUCAUGCGAAUACUUUCACUUCAAUUGCUUUUCCAGCUAUUGGUUGCGGAGGACAUGCUUGUUCGCUAAAAGUUGUUGUUAAAACGAUGAUCAGAGAAAUGAAACAGCAUAUUCAACAAAGAGACCUAGCAUGGAAGGUUAAAUUCAUUAUUGAACCUGACCAACAAAAUACUUAUGAUGAAUUUUGUAAACAGUUAUUCUCAUCUGAUUCUUCAGACAAUGGGCAUCAAAGGCAAAGGUCUGAUGGUGGGCAAUUGAGAUGUCUUGUUUCGAAAGGUACUAAAGAAUAUCAGUCGAUUAUUAAUGAGUUCGAUAAAAAAAUGAAAGGAAAAUACACUGAAAUUGUUAAACUUGAACGCAUUAACAAUGAACGAUGGCGUACACAGUAUGAGGCACAUCGGAAAGAUUUCAAAAGCCGACUCAAUGAAGAUACCGAAAAGAUCCUGUAUCAUGGGUGUCCAGAAGCAGCAGCCAAAUCAAUUAUGCAAGAUUGUUUCAAUCGAAGUUAUGCUGGCAUCAAUGGAACAUUAUUUGGUUGGGGUGUUUAUUUUUCAUCGGAUGCGGCUUACAGUCAUGGUUACGCAACUCGCAAUACCCGAGGAGAAAGAUGCGUGUUUGUUGCUCGCGUUCUUGUUGGAAAAACGACUCAAGGAAAUAAAUCGAUGAAAACUCGACCUGUUGGAUUUGACUCAACUACCGAUGGAAAGCACAUCUAUGUGACUUAUCACGACGCUCAAGCAUAUGCAGACUAUUUGAUUACAUACAAAUAA
Molecule: messenger RNA, 1938 nt
Organism: Adineta ricciae
Lineage: Eukaryota; Metazoa; Rotifera; Eurotatoria; Adinetida; Adinetidae
Source: the annotation of a GenBank genome assembly